Trichosporon asahii var. asahii CBS 2479 is the source of this 348-nucleotide messenger RNA. RefSeq names its product transcription initiation protein spt4. The coding region runs from base 1 to 348 and encodes 115 amino acids. Lineage: Eukaryota; Fungi; Basidiomycota; Tremellomycetes; Trichosporonales; Trichosporonaceae. The transcript has 2 exons. The record is from RefSeq and is a predicted model, not a curated record. Gene Ontology annotation, molecular function: RNA polymerase II complex binding; zinc ion binding. Gene Ontology annotation, cellular component: nucleus; DSIF complex. Gene Ontology annotation, biological process: mRNA processing; regulation of transcription elongation by RNA polymerase II; positive regulation of DNA-templated transcription, elongation.
AUGCCGCCCAAGGGAGCCCGCCAGCCGCAGCUCCGUGCGUGCCUCGUGUGCUCGAUUCUGCAGUCGCAGAAGGACUUUGUCGACUACGGAUGCCCGAACUGCGAGGAGGUCAUGGACAUGCGCGGGAGCGCCGAACGUGUUGUCGAGUGCACGUCGACGAUCUACGACGGCAUGAUCGCCAUGAUGGAGCCGGAGGAGAGCUGGGUCGCGAGGUGGCAGCGUAUUGACAAGAAGAAGCGAGGGCUGUACGCCGUCCGUGUCACUGGCCGGCCGCCGCAGGACGUUAUCGACGCGAUCGAGUCGCGGGGCGGUGUCUACCGUCCCCGCGAUGCCGUCGAGGAGCUCUAG